AUGAAAUUUCCAUGGUUAGUAAGUCAAUCUGAAUUAAAUCAAUUGGUCAUAACAUCACCUAAAAUACCAUUCGAAUCAUAUGAGUUUAGUAUUACAAUGUCUCACUCAAAUUCAAAUAACUCGCCAUUUGAUUUCGCUUUAAAAUGCCAUUCAAAAAUUGAUGUUCCGUUCAGAAUCAUAGCAAAUAUAUCAGUUGUUCAUCCAAAAGGACCUGCUUAUUCAUCAGUUAUCGCAAUACCAGCACAAUUUUCAAAAAUUAUAAAUAAAGUAGUUAUUCAAACAAAUAUGUAUCUAAACUUACUAACAGACUGCAAAUUCUUUUCAAAAAAUUGCGUUACUUUUGAAAUCGAAAUAAGUUAUCCUCCAAUCUACGAUAAAUCAGUCAUUCCAUUAGUUUCAAUUUUAGACAAACAGAAGUUAUAUACAAAUAUCCUUGAUGAAUCAUAUUUAUUAUCACAAGAAGAAAAAGAUUGGAUUUAUUCAGCAUCAUUUUCUAUUUUUAACUCUGAACCAAGUAUUAUUCAUGUUAAAACAUCUUUAAUCAUUAUUAGUAACGUUAAAGACAUAGCUAGUUUAGAAAAUAUAUUUAAAAAAUACGGAAAUCCUCAAGUUGCCAAAUACUUAGUAAUUACAAACUUUUCAAACACGAAGCUACUUCACUUUUGCCUACUGCUUAAAUGCAUGUUUCCAGAAAAUUUCGUUUUAAUUAGACAAAAAAUAACAAAUCCAGAACAAUCAGGGUAUUCACAACAACAAAUCGAUGCUUUACUAAAUCAAAUACCCUUUGCCGCUAUAAUAGAUGAUUCUGUGUUUGUUAUCGCAGGAGGAUUAGUUCCAUCACCAAAUUUCAUUGAUGAAAUCGAGAAGAAUGACUUUAACAGGCUAGACACAAUAAAUAAAUCAUUGGAUUCACAUCCAGAUCCAGAUAUUGAGUGGUAUCAAGAAAAUUCUGGAAUUUGUUUUGGAAAACUUGCAGCGGAAGCAUUUUUGAAGAAAUAUAAUUACGAUCUUUUGAUUUGUACUGGAAAUUUGCAAUCAUUUUGGCCAUUUGGCUUCGAAACGAACUUUGUUCAAAUUAAACAUGGAUUUACAAUGUUUAUUGAUUCAACACAUGAAUAUUGCUUUGAACAAGUUCCAGAGUAG
Messenger RNA from Trichomonas vaginalis G3, 1143 nucleotides. Its product is annotated as phosphoprotein phosphatase protein. Gene Ontology annotation, cellular component: nucleus; cytoplasm. The coding region runs from base 1 to 1143 and encodes 380 amino acids. Gene Ontology annotation, molecular function: protein serine/threonine phosphatase activity. The transcript has a single exon. NCBI's taxonomy places the organism in Eukaryota, Parabasalia, Trichomonadida, Trichomonadidae. The record is from RefSeq and is a predicted model, not a curated record.